CAGCUACCCAGCGCUCGCCCGCGAGAUCGAGAACCACGGAUCUGAGUCUGUGCGAACUGCCCUCCACCAUGUCGAGCACCAGCGACCAGCCGCCUCGGGCAAGCACUACACUUGCGAAAGCUGUGGGCACGUCGGCAACCUCUAAGCGACUUGCGCCUCCUGCUACCGAGCGACAGCUCCGAUCAGCUCUCUAAAUCUACCACCCACUGCAUGCUCUCUGUUCUUGACGGUGCUGCCCUCAUUGUGCUUGCGCCAGGAGGCCGUUCAUGUUCUCGGUGCCCUAAACCCCACGUCGCUUCUGCCGCGACACUUUGCUCGAUUGCAUGGUGCACUCUUUCGCCUCGGAAACGACCUGUCCAAGUAUUUUGCGACAGUCAUUGCUGGCUAUCCAUAUCUUUGUGUGCAGCCGUGAUCUCUGUCAAUGCAGUGUGUUUCAGCAUCCACGGACACACCGCAUCGUCGGAGAGCUCUGGCCGCUUUCUUUCUGAAUGUCAAAUACAAUGCAUAUAUGCUCAUCCCAUUGUCUCAAACACAGCUGUCCCAAACUGCCACAACUCAAGGUCAUAUGCCGAGAGCGGCCGUGAAGUGUAUUGUGCCAACAAAAAUGAUGCGCUCUCAGGAAGGCUCGCUCCAGUUCCCACAUCCGUCGUGGCACAUCCAGGAUCCUUCAUCAUGCAGCAUGUGUCCGCGCCUAAACCAUCGCUGGGUUUACAUCCACCGCAAGCUCGAGAUUGCAGACAGGGCGCAGUGUGAUGGGUGCAGAAGCGCGGAGGGCUCCGCGCCUGCCCCUCCACCAACAAACUAUCUU
Polychytrium aggregatum is the source of this 808-nucleotide messenger RNA. RefSeq lists its product as uncharacterized. The transcript has a single exon. The record is from RefSeq and is a predicted model, not a curated record. The coding region runs from base 211 to 753 and encodes 180 amino acids. NCBI's taxonomy places the organism in Eukaryota, Fungi, Chytridiomycota, Chytridiomycetes, Polychytriales.